Meleagris gallopavo (turkey) is the source of this 2457-nucleotide messenger RNA. Lineage: Eukaryota; Metazoa; Chordata; Aves; Galliformes; Phasianidae. The record is from RefSeq and is a predicted model, not a curated record.
UAUUUUGCAUUUGUUCUUAUUUUCAGAACCUGAUUUCUUAGCUGCUUUCCCAAAUUAACAUGAGAGACUCGCUGGAUCUGGGAAUAUCCACUGCCUGCCCAGAGGAGCACUUGGAGGAUUGUGGCUUGAUCUCCCUCUUGUGGAAAAUUAAUGGAACUAAAUUCUCGUGACAUUUAAAGAAGAAACAUCCAACAGCAGCUAAUAAACUAUGUCAACAGUUACUGUGAUACCUGCUGCUGUUGUUGGUACUGAAGGAAGUGAAGAAAUGGACUCUCUGAUUGUACUGCAUUAUAAUUACACAGGAAAGCUUAUUCUGAGGGAAAAGGCAACUGAUAACAUAGACCUUACCACUGUUGCCUUUCUGAUCCUAUGUAGUUUCAUAGUCCUGGAAAAUCUGAUGGUGUUGAUUGCCAUUUGGAAAAACAAUAAAUUUCACAACCGCAUGUACUUUUUCAUUGGCAAUCUAGCUCUCUGUGAUCUUUUAGCUGGGAUUGUUUACAAAGUAAACAUUCUUAUGUCUGGGAAGAAAACUCUGAGCUUGUCCUCCACAAUUUGGUUUAUUAGGGAAGGCAGUAUGUUCGUUGCAUUAGGAGCCUCCACCUUCAGCUUAUUAGCAAUAGCUAUUGAACGACACUUGACAAUGAUUAAGAUGAGGCCUUAUGAUGCAAAUAAAAAAUACAGAGUGUUCCUUCUCAUUGGAACCUGCUGGCUUAUUUCAAUCUCCUUGGGAGCUUUGCCCAUCCUUGGCUGGAACUGUAUAAACAACUUGCCAGAUUGCUCAACAAUUUUGCCUCUUUACUCCAAGAAGUAUGUUGUAUUCUGCAUUAGUAUCUUCAUAGCCAUUCUGGUAGCCAUUGUUAUCCUUUAUGCACGCAUCUACAUCCUGGUAAAGUCCAGCAGCCGUAAUGUCACUAACCACAACAACUCAGAGCGGUCCAUGGCACUCCUUAGGACUGUUGUGAUCGUUGUUAGUGUCUUCAUUGCUUGUUGGUCACCACUGUUCAUUCUGUUCCUUAUUGAUGUGGCCUGCCAAGUCAAGGAGUGCUCUGUCCUGUUCAAAGCCAACUGGUUUAUAGCUCUGGCUGUCAUCAAUUCUGCAAUGAAUCCUAUCAUCUAUACUUUGGCUAGUAAGGAGAUGCGUCGAGCUUUCUUUCGCCUUGUUUGUGGCUGCCUGGUGAGAUCCAGGGCUGCCAGAUCUUUGCCCAUCCAGCCCACACCAGAUCACAGCCGAAGUAAAUCCAGCAGCAGCAACACUCAGAAGCCAAAGGAUGAUUUCCCACAGAUGAGCAUUCCCUCACGUGUCAUUGGGAAACAUGAAUCUUCAUUUUACAAUGGAAGCUUCUGUAAGUGAAAUAUUCCUCAAGACAAGGACCUUUCUGUGGCUUAGAAUUAAACUACAAGUGUAGUUUAACUAUUCGUGCACUUACAUUUUAGGGGGAAACACUAAACAACUAUUUAAGGACUUCAUCAUCAACAGUCAUUUGCUUUGUGUCUUUCAGUAAGGCAUCUGAUCCAAAAAAAACUUUUCAUGCUACUCAACAGCCAGUUCAGAGACCAUGCACAUCUAUUGACAUUGUGACCACGAUGGCAUUACAUUGUGAAGCUGUAUUGGACACUCCUUGAUCCUUCAGGACAUCAGUAAAACCUGUUACAUUCACUAAAUGUUCACAAAAUAAGUAAAACUUCAGCAUUCACUAAACGCUGCUGAUAAAAAAUGAGCCUGAUUUUGGCUGACUCAGAGAAAAGCUCAUUCCAUAUAUUGGGGAUUAUAAUUCUGUCUAUGUAUCUUGCUGUUAUGUUAAUAGCCUUACUUGUAUCUGGUAUAAAUAGCUGUAUAUUUGUACAAUACAUUAUUAAAAAGUCAUUGACUGGUUAGAGUUAACUGUAUUUUAAACAUUAUAUUGUAGUAUAGAGUAUAAGGUGACGAAUUAUAGUAAUAGGUAGAUGUGUUCCAAAGGGGAUUUUUAAAAUACAUGAAGUAGUAGCUUUAAACUGAUAAACUUUGAUGCCAUAUCAAUGCAGUAUUUUUGUUUCCACUGUUGCUCAAACUUUUCAUGUUUAGUGAAAGACAACAUGACAGUUGUCACUGACAUUUCACAAUUUAUUUUAAGCAUGCAGUAGUAAAUAACUAUUGUGAGAGGUUAUAUAUGUUUGCUAUUUAAAGCAGUUAAAAUGUGACCCAACCGUACAUAAAUCAAGGGUGUGUACUAUGUCAAUGCAUAUGUUUUUACUUACCAUUUUUAGUGUAUUUAAACAUGCAUGCAAAACCCAUGUAAACCUGUGUACCUUGUGAAUGCACUGCCUAAGCUGAGAUUCUUCAGUUUCUGAAGCAGAGAUGUAUCAUUUCAGAGAGCAGUGAACCACAACCUGGUUCUUGUGGUGUUCCUCGUUCUCCCUCUGGGCACUACCAUAACAUGGGAUUGUGAAAUAAAUUCUCUUUGGGAAGAGGCCCCACCA